AUGCUGGCCUACUGCGUGCAGGAGGCCACCGUGGUGGACGUGGAGAAGCGGAGGAACCCCUCGAAGCACUACGUGUACAUUAUCAAUGUGACCUGGUCUGACUCCACCUCCCAGACCAUCUACCGGAGGUACAGCAAGUUCUUUGACCUGCAGAUGCAGCUUCUGGAUAAGUUUCCCAUUGAAGGUGGCCAGAAAGAUCCCAAGCAGAGGAUUAUCCCCUUCCUCCCAGGUAAGAUCAUUUUUGCUCGGCCUCCUGGGAGAGACCUUGCAGUUGUACUCCUGGUGAAGCUGAACCCCCACUGCAAAGCACUUGUCCGGCUACCGCCCCACAUUUCACAAUGUGAUGAAGUCUUUCGGUUCUUUGAGACCCGACCUGAGGAUGUCAACCCCCCAAAAGAGGACUAUGGCAGUUCCAAGAGGAAAUCAGUGUGGCUGUCCAGCUGGGCUGAAUCUCCCAAGAAGGACGUGACAGGUGCCGACACCAACGCCGAGCCCAUGAUCCUGGAACAGUACGUGGUAGUGUCCAACUAUAAGAAGCAGGAGAACUCGGAGCUGAGCCUCCAGGCUGGGGAGGUGGUGGAUGUCAUCGAGAAGAACGAAAGUGGCUGGUGGUUCGUGAGCACCUCUGAGGAACAGGGCUGGGUCCCUGCCACCUACCUGGAGGCCCAGAAUGGCACAAGGGAUGACUCGGACAUCAAUACCUCUAAGACUGGGGAAGUGUCCAAGAGACGCAAGGCCCAUCUGCGGCGCCUGGAUCGCCGGUGGACCCUGGGCGGGAUGGUCAACAGACAGCACAGCCGAGAGGAGAAGUACGUCACCGUGCAGCCCUACACCAGUCAGAGCAAGGAUGAGAUUGGUUUUGAGAAGGGCGUCACCGUGGAGGUGAUCCAGAAGAACCUGGAGGGCUGGUGGUACAUCAGAUACCUAGGCAAAGAGGGCUGGGCACCAGCAUCCUACCUAAAGAAGGCCAAAGAUGACCUACCUACCCGGAAGAAGAAUCUGGCAGGCCCAGUGGAGAUCAUCGGCAACAUCAUGGAGAUCAGCAAUCUACUGAAUAAGAAGACGUCUGGGGACAAAGAGGCUCCGUCCGAAGGGGAAGGCUCCGAGGCACCUAUCACCAAGAAGGAAAUCAGCCUGCCCAUCCUCUGCAACGCCUCUAACGGCAGCGCCCUGGGUAUCCCCGAGAGGACUGUGUCCAAGCUGGCCCAGGGCUCCCCAGCAGUGGCAAGAAUCGCCCCACAGAGGGCCCAGAUCAGCUCCCCAAACCUCAGGACGAGACCUCCACCACGCCGAGAAUCCAGCCUGGGGUUCCAGCUGCCGAAGCCACCAGAGCCCCCUUCUGUUGAGGUGGAGUACUACACCAUUGCCGAAUUCCAGUCCUGCAUUUCUGAUGGGAUCAGCUUUCGUGGUGGACAGAAGGCAGAGGUGAUUGACAAGAACUCCGGUGGCUGGUGGUAUGUGCAGAUCGGUGAGAAGGAGGGCUGGGCCCCUGCGUCCUACAUCGAUAAGCGCAAGAAGCCCAACCUGAACCGCCGCACCAGCACUCUCACCCGGCCCAAGGUGCCGCCGCCCGCACCCCCCAGCAAGCCCAAAGAGGUGGACGAGGGCUGCGCAGGGGCCGGGGACAGCCAGGCCUCCCCGCUGAAGCUCAGGUAUGAGGAGCCCGAGUAUGACAUCCCUGCUUUUGGCUUUGACUCGGAGCCGGAGCUGAGUGAGGAACCUGCAGAAGAUAGAGGUGCGGGGGACAGGCGGCCUUCCCAGCCUCGCAGGCCCUCCCCAGCCUCUUCCCUGCAGCGAGCCUGCUUCAGGGUGGGUGGGUCUUCUGAGGACGUGGCCCUGGAGGAGGAGACCAUCUACGAGAACGAGGGCUUCCGGCCAUGCGCAGAAGACGCCCUGUCAGCCAGAGGCUCCUCCGGAGACAGCGACUCCCCUGGGGGCUCCUCACUGUCCCUUGCCAGGAAAAACUCCCCCAAGUCCGGCUCCAACUCCCCCAAGUCGUCAUCACUUCUAAAACUCAAGGUAGAGAAGAAUGCCCAGGCAGAGCUGGGGAAAAACCACUCCUCAGCCUCCUCCUCCUCCAUCACCAUCAACACCACCUGCUCCUCUUCCUCCUCCUCCUCCUCCUCCUCCCUGUCCAAGAACAGUGGUGACCUGAAGCCCCGCUCCGCCUCGGAUGCGAGCAUCCGCGGUACCCCCAAGAUCGGGGCCAAGAAAGAGGCGGAGGUGAGGGCUGGGCCCACCCCCUGUGCCCGCACCAAGCCCUCCAUCCGGCCCAAGCCGCUGCUCAACCGUGCCGAGUCCCAGAGCCAAGAGAAGAUGGACAUCAGCACUUUAAGGCGUCAGCUGAGACCCACGGGCCAGCUCCGGGGGGGCCUGAAGGGCUCCAAGAGUGAGGAUUCAGAGCUGCCCCCCCAGACGGCGUCUGAGGGGCCCAGGAGAGGCUCGGCCGAUGUGAUCCCGCUCCCGGCCCCCACGCCCCCCGGCCCCCCGAGGAAGGAGUGGGAAGGGCAGGCAGCGGCCUACGUGACGUGCAGCGCGUACCAGAAGGUCCAGGACUCGGAGAUCAGCUUCCCGGCCGGUGCCGAGGUCCAGGUGCUGGAGAAGCUGGAGAGCGGGUGGUGGUACGUGAAGUUUGGGGAGCUGGAGGGCUGGGCCCCUUCCCACUAUCUGAUGCCCGACGAGAGCCAGCAGCCCAGCCCUUCCGGCAAAGAGCAGGCGGAGCCGGCAAAGAGCAAGCAGAGCCAGGGCAAGUCCGACAGCCUGGAAAGCGCCGAGAAGCGGGUGCAGGCGCUGAACACGGUGAACCAGAGCAAGAGGGCCACGCCGCCCAUCCCCUCCAAGCCCCCCGGCGGCUUCGGCAAGACAGGCACCGCCGCCGUGAAGAUGCGGAACGGGGUGCGGCAGGUGGCCGUCCGGCCCCAGUCUGUGUUCGUGUCCCCGCCACCCAAGGACAACAACCUGUCCUGUGCCCUCCGGAGGAACGAGUCGCUCACCGCCAGCGACGGCCGCGGUGUCCGCCGCAACUCCUCGUUCAGCACGGCGCGCUCCGCCGCCGCCGAGGCCAGGGGCCGCCUGGCCGAGCGCGCUGCCAGCCAGGGCUCCGACUCCCCGCUGCUGUCCGCGCAGCGCAACUGCAUCCCCGUGUCCCCCGUGCGCCCCAAGCCCAUCGAGAAGUCCCAGUUCAUCCACAAUAACCUCAAGGACAUGUACGUCUCCAUCGCAGACUACGAGGGCGACGAGGAGACGGCAGGCUUCCAGGAAGGGGUAUCCAUGGAGGUGCUGGAGAGGAACCCCAACGGCUGGUGGUACUGCCAGAUCCUGGAUGAGGUGAAGCCCUUCAAAGGCUGGGUACCCUCCAACUACCUGGAGAAGAAGAACUGACUGGGAGCGUGGC
Molecule: messenger RNA, 3394 nt
Organism: Dipodomys ordii (Ord's kangaroo rat)
Lineage: Eukaryota; Metazoa; Chordata; Mammalia; Rodentia; Heteromyidae
Gene: Sh3pxd2a
Product: SH3 and PX domains 2A
Exons: 17
Coding region: 1-3381 (1126 amino acids)
Biological process (GO): superoxide anion generation
Molecular function (GO): phosphatidylinositol binding; superoxide-generating NADPH oxidase activator activity; protein binding
Source: RefSeq, a predicted model, not a curated record